CGCUUCUCCACACAAUCUUGCUUCCACUUCCUUCCUUCCUCAGCUUCUUCCGCCUCUCCCCUCACUCACCACUCGCUUCUUUCCUUCCUCUUGUUCUUCUUUCCUUCUUCUUCUUCUUGUUCUUCUUCGUCCACGUUGACGUGAGACAAUCCCACUGACGCUGCAGCAGAAAUCUCCACUACAACCACACGUCUUCCUUCACACCCCAGCAACGCAGCAUGCACCACCACCUGUGUGGUGAGAGGGCUGGCCACCCUCAGCGUUGUGCAGCAAGACCAGUGAACCACGUUUCGUUCCAUGUGAGGUGACUGAGGAGCAGUGAACGUGACAGGCCCCACCAAUUGGACGCUCGCCAUUCCGUCCUCCCUCUCUCCCCCUCUCUCUCUCUCUUUCCACCGCCAGCAUCACCAGCACAAGCACCAUUGGUUCCGUUCCGUUCCAGCAUUGCUCGUGGCUCGUCACUGACCUCGGUUUGUUGUUCAGUGGCUUGGCUUGGCUUGGCUUGGCUUGGGGUGCGGAAGCGGGGAGCGCACGCACACAAGAACAGAGGCCAACAGAGGAAAAACAUCUUUCCAGCCCCUUGCAGUCAAUUCUGCAUAUUUGGGCAGCGUUCGCAAUGAUUUGUCAAAGUUGCACUUUUGGACCAGCCACUCCGCACUCUCAGCACAUUCAAGGACCUGGGUGCUGACGGACGGAUGGACAGACGAACGGCUGUGGAGGAUGAAUGACAGGAAACUUGCUUCCGACGCGACCUACCACGCCCUGUGCAUGAGCAAUUUGCGGGCUCGUGUACGUGUGGUGUGAGACAUCCCCCGACAUCCUGCUCAAUUUGCGCUUCCCCCCACCACCAGCACCAGCAUCCAUGGCGAUGAUGCGUGUGAUGCGUGCUGUCCCAUCUGGUGCACUUGUGGCGGCCCUGCACAUGCACAUCGCCAUUCCCGCCAAUGUCAUUUGACCAAUGACUGGAUGUGCUGUUUGUCAGCUCUUCUCUUUUGCUGUGACACUUUUCCCGUCCUUCCUCAUCGUUCUUUCAACGUUGCCCGCCUUCCUGCCGAUAACUUGCUGUCCACACGCGCACAGGCGCAAGCACGCCCAUGUGUACACGUGUUCGUAUGCACGUGUUCGUCCUUCCUUCUUCUCGUCUCCUCGUUCUUCUUCCUUCCUUCUUCCUUCUUUCGGCCGCAGCCCCAACCGUUAACGCCUCAUUCAGCCGCCAAAUUCAAGUUUGUCAUGUCUGUCUCUUGCACUAUUGCCACUUCUCUCUCUCUCUCUCUCUCUCUCUCUCUCUCCCUCUCUCCCCCUCUCCUGCCCUCCUCUCCCCCUGUCCUCAACUUGACUAUUCUCCUUCACUCGCCCCCACGUCUCUUCUGACUCUCUUUGUGCUUGCAAGCCAGCGCCGCAGCCGUUGUUUGUGUUGUCGAAAUAUUAUUAUUAUGUGUUGUUGUCGUUAUCUGCGGCUGCUUGGGUAUGGCUGGCGUGCUACAUUGCUGUAUUACUUCUUCCUCCCCAUCGCAACGGUCAUUUUCUUCUCUUGCCGCACACCCACACAUCUGACACCGCUCUCUCGCACCUGCUGGCACGUUCACCCCUUCCCAUCUCCACCAAGAAGCGAGCAAACCAAGCAUGUCUUGCACCGUUGACGAGCUCUCCUCCUCCUUCCCCGUCGACCUGACGGUGAGCACGGGUGUCAGCAUUGCCCCGCGCAGCGACAAGCCAGCCAAAGGAGUACAUGCACGCACCCAGGACCGCCAGCAAGGCCCCUGGCACAACGUGCUUCGUUUGCCCAGGCGCCGCCGCCGCCGCCCCUCGCUCCCGGCCACCGAGUCCAGCCCCGCUGCUGCCCGUGGUGGUGGCCGCCGCUCCUGCCGCGUCACAGACACGGAUCUCCUUGCCGUGACCCGCCGUGACGAGGAAACGGGUGCACCUGCUCCUGCUGGCCCCCGCCCGCGCCGUCGUCGCAGCUCGGCGAUUGUGCGGCGCGUGAGCAGCGCCCUGCGCAUUGUCGGCUCUGCCGUGCGCGCCAUUGUUCGCCGUAACCGCGCCCCAAGCACCAACAACAGCGACGAUGGUGAUGCCAAUCGCCUGCACGAGGUGUGGAACCGGACUGAGAUUGACGGCCACGAGUACACGGGCGGCAUGGUGGUGGUUGGGGGAGGCACGCGCGCGCCACCCAACACGCCCGUCACGCCACGGCGCGGGGAGCCGCCCAUGCUGCCGUCCACGCGGUGCAACUGCCGGUCCUGCGCCGCGAUCGUGGAGAUGCUGCGCCUGCGCGAGCUGCAGGAGCUGCAGAGGGACGAUGAGUGAGUCAUUGAGAGGGGGGGGGUGUAGCGAUGAUUGCGGAAGAGGUGGUGGAGGGAUCACUCCAGUGUUCCAGCUCCAGGUUGACCAGCGCAGCUGCAUGUCUUGCAUGUUCUGUUUGCUUGCUUGCUUGUGUGCUCACUUGCCUUUUGUUGGCUGCACCUUGGUGUGCGUGCUCUUUUUCAAGUCUGCACGGCGUUUGCUUUGCCCUGCUUCCCCUCCCUCCUCUUCUUUGCUUGUCACGUCACUGUCACUGCCUCCUUCUCUCUCUGCGUUCUGCGUUCUUGCUGUGAUGUGUGCGAUGUGUGUUAUACACGAUUCCCUGCUUGUGCUCUGCACACUCCUCCUCACAACGCCUCACGCGCCUCUUGCUUUUUCCAUCCCAUACACACGCCCCUGUCUUCGCACCGAUGCCCUUCCUUCCAUAAACAGUUCCAUCGC
This is a messenger RNA of Salpingoeca rosetta, 2742 nucleotides long. RefSeq lists its product as uncharacterized. The record is from RefSeq and is a predicted model, not a curated record. The transcript has 4 exons. Bases 1624 to 2307 code for a protein of 227 amino acids. NCBI's taxonomy places the organism in Eukaryota, Choanoflagellata, Craspedida, Salpingoecidae.